Molecule: messenger RNA, 3868 nt
Organism: Gadus macrocephalus (Pacific cod)
Lineage: Eukaryota; Metazoa; Chordata; Actinopteri; Gadiformes; Gadidae
Gene: synpo2b
Product: synaptopodin 2b
Exons: 3
Coding region: 462-2567 (701 amino acids)
Biological process (GO): positive regulation of actin filament bundle assembly
Cellular component (GO): Z disc; nucleus; actin cytoskeleton
Molecular function (GO): actin binding
Source: RefSeq, a predicted model, not a curated record
AGAAGGAGGAGGGGGCAGGGAAGCACCUCCUGCUGCUGUCUCCUCAGGAAUCCUGCCCCGGGGUGCUGAGCCGGCAGAGCAGCGCAGCGCUGAGGUGCAGCGGGCAGACCGGCGCAGACCUAACAGCCACUGGAGACGGCAGGCAAGGCCAAGCCUAAUUGAGAGGGAAUCAGAAAGACGCGUGAAGGAGACCAAAUCUAAAUGCAAACGCCUCGCCCUCCUCCUCACCAGUGCUCCAAACCCUCAGAGUAAGGGUGUCCUGCUGUUCAAGAAGUGCCGUCAGAGGGUCAGAAGAAACACGCAGGUCAGCUACGGGACCACCUGAAGCCACUUGGACCCUGAGGACCAGGUAGAGGGAGAUCCGGGCCACGUUACCCAGAGCGAUUCAGAGCCGGAGGAGGACUACUCUCCCCAUCGCUGAGAGCACGUCGUGUACCCGUUCGGGGCAAAACGGUGAAGACAUGGAGGGACUGUCCGGCACCGAGGGCAAAGGGGUCAUGAUGUUCGCAAGGCGGCGCCAGAGGCUGGAAGAGAUGGCUCUGGAGCAGGAGGAGGAGCUGAGGAACAGAGCUCCACCGCCAAAGGAACCAGAGCCACCGAUCCAUCUGCAAACGGAGGAAACGUACAUGCAGUCUGUGGAUACAAGUCCCCAGCUAACUCCACAGCAACAGGAAAAUAUUAAACCGAUGACGAACCAGAUCCCUGAGCCAAAGCCUUUGGUGCCCAACCGAACGGCCAAGCCCUUCGGGUUUAUAAAUAGUGGAGGGGCUACCAUGCCGUCAAGCGUUAAUGCCCCUGUGGCAAAGAAACAUGAACUGAAAUUCAAGGUACCGGUGCCUGUCAACACCAGCGCACAGGUGUGGUCCCCCACAGGGGACAUCAUAGCCUCCAGGGAUGAACGCAUAUCGGUCCCGGCCAAAAAUGCGGGGAACCUCCCAGGGUCCAAUAGGAGAGUCGCCAGCAAACAGGUGUCGUCGGACCAUCAGCUGCAGAACCGGGGAGACAGGAAGUCCUACAUCGAAACGGAGGAAGAUUUCUUCAGUCUGGGCGCUGAGGCAUGUAACUUCAUGCAACCGAUGUCUGUGAAACUGAAGAUCCCCCCUCCGGUGGCGCCCAAGCCCACUGUCAACCAAAACCGGCAAACCUGGUUGAGUCCCCCCUCAGAGCCCUUCAAUCCACCAAGAAGUCCAGUGUUGGCACCUUUCUCCAACGCCGCCGGGCCUCAAGGCCAGUCAUAUGCACCACAGCCGGCCUGGUCCCAGCCUCUACCUACUCCCAACAAUGCGCCAUUUCAGACCACCGCUAAUGCCUGGGCACCAGUGGGUCCAUCUGCACAGAAUCAACCCCAACCCACCAGGAAUAGCUGGAGUGCGCAGCCGACACAGCCUCCUGUGAGUAUUAAGGCUGUCAGUCCAGCUGCUAGCCCAGCCUACCCACUCUCAUCGUCUUCAUGGAUUAAGCCCAACAAUGUUGCUAACUCUACUGCCUCUUGUCCACAACAACAAAGGCAGCAACCCAAGGGGGCAGGCCCUACUCCCAAGGCUCAGGGUCUGGGCAGGGCCGCUCAGAGUCAGAAGGCCGAUGGACAACCUAUGAUGGGGAAAGGUGCAGAGCUGUUCGCUAGGAGGCAGACCCGAAUGGAGAAGUUUGUGGUGGACGGCGAAACGAUGGAAGCGAACCGGGCCAGAUCGACCUCCCCCGCCCCCUCUCUGCCCAACUCUUGGAGAUAUUCUUCAAAUGUCCGUGCCCCGCCGCCCCUAUCCUACAACCCCAUCCUCGCUCCUUUCUACCCCCCUGCCGCCACGAAGCAACCCCGAUCUACAAGUCCGAAUAUCAAAGCCAAGACCAAGGACAAGCCCAAACCCAAAAAGCACCUUAGCAGCUUAGAGGUGAUGCAGCAUCAGCCCUAUCAGUUAGACUCUUCACUCUUCAGAUACGAAGCAGUCUCUGAGAAACAGAGUCAAAGCCCAAUACCAUCACCAGCACCUGAGAUUAACCCAGUCCCUAGACCUAGAAAACCCAGAUCUGCCCCUUCUCACUCUCUUAGAAAUAAGGCCCAAAUUAAGCCCAAUGCCCCUUCUGGUUCUCCCUCAGGAAUGGCAUACGGCCGGAGCUACUCCAUGACGCUCCCCGCCCGGCUGCGGCCCCUCCACUCUCCAACGACCCCGCCCUUCUGUGGGGGGCCGCCCAGGUUCCAUGCCUCUCUCAGGCUGCCUCCGCAGAGGCAGGCCUCCUGGCAGGACGGGCCCGUGAAGGCCCCUACGCCCUGGGAGGCAGCGUGCCGCAGCCCCCUGGGCUCCGUGGACGAGGCCUUCUUCAAGAGCAUCCCGGACCCCGUGGCCCCCGGCCUCAGGGCCGGGGGCCACCGCCGCUCUCUGCCGGAGCCCCCGGCCGACUGGACCCACCGGGUGGCCCUGGAGGUCCCCUGCUCCCCGGGGCCCAAGGGGGCCUACUUCCGCCCGCCCGCGGCCCAAGCUUCGCCCCCCUUCUGCGGCCCCCCCUUCAAACGAGGAAGUCGCCUCUCGGGCGGAGGCCGGAUCUUUCUGGGCUUUAUGGAGUCCCACUGAUUCCAGGGGACAACUCAUGCCCGAUUUCCUGAUAUAUAUUAUAUAUUAGUUAUGUCUUAUGCAAUUUUACAGAUGAAGUAAUGACACAAUAUUAAUUCCACUUAAGACACCAGCCCUUUGCUUAGCACAGAUAGAGUAGGAACAAUAUAUUGGUCACCAAGGAGUGUGCUUUAGGAAAACACACCUUUUGAUGUAUUUUGUACAACUAAACAACUUGACCUGCACCCUUGUCGUCAAAGUUGGUGCAGGUUUGGAAAUUGGAACGGUGUUAUAUUUGAUCGUCGAUAACCCGCAGUUAUCCAGGGUGGAAUCCACAAAUGAAUCUGAAUUGCUGGUUUUCUAACUUGUCAGUUAGAAAACCACGGAGUAGCAAUGUUUCAAAGCGAUGGCAGAGUAAGUAGAGUGCAUUUAUAGGAAUGUGUUACAGAUGUUGAGAGAAAAUGUAAAAAGAGAUUAAACCUUUGUAGACUACAGGGUCCAUAGUACCAUACACGUUAUUAAUAUAAUCAUAUAAACCUUGAUUUUACAUCAGUUAAUAUGAUUGCAUUAAUAUAUUAUACAUAUUAAUACAAUCAUAUUAACUGAUGUUAUAUUAAGGUAGUUAAACAGAGCUUGUAUUUCAAAUGUCUAAACGCUAGUAAUGUAAAUCUGUGGGUCAAAAUGAAUCAGUACUUUAAUUCGAAUAGACUGAGACUAUAUGGAAACGUUUAUAAAACAUAUGUCAUUGCGGUAUUGCUGUGUGUCACAUUUGUUAUUAAGAGGAUGAACUUUGCAGAUGUAACUAAUGGUGGGCUAUGUGGAGGCACUGUGUGUGACACUGAAUUCACAGCACAGAACUAUGGCCCUCUGGUUUAUGUUUAGGGUUAGGGUUAGUUCUCAAAUGGACCUCACACACCACACGGGAUUAUUGUUUAAUCUCACUCAUCAGAAUGUAAUCUCACACUUUUGAAACACAGUGACGUUUCUAAAGGUUUUAAAAAAGAGGGCUGACGCGAUGCAGCACAACGCUUGAUGAUAACUUUAUGCUCUGUAAGGUGACCUUGGGUGCCUUGAAAGGCGCCUCUAAAUUAAAUGUAUUAUUAUUAACGCUGUGUUGCUGUCUUGUACUUCAUCAUAUGUCAUUAUGAAUGAACAGUGUUGCACAGUAUUUUGCAGUGAGUAUUACAACAUCCAUUAUGUUAUUUGCACUAACUACAUUGGAAAGUACUUAGUGACAGUUGGUGUGUUCGAAUUGGAUGUAGUACACACUAGCAGGGCACAUGAUUUUUGAGAUAAUACCAAUAAAACAUUGUUUUAUUUAA